GGCGAACCUUUGAACGGCGAUGGGGGUGGACUGAAGGAAGAAACAACGCUUGGCUAUGACCGCUGUGCCAACAGUCGGGAGAAUAUAAUAGCAAAGGCUUCAGAUGAAACGCACGCAAAGAAGAGGACUUAACCAGAGCACUAGUUCAUAAAACUGAACCCAGCACAGAGAGAGAGAGAGAGAGAGACAGAGAUGAGCAGCAGCGGCUCGGCGGCGGUGGCGGAGGCGGUGGUGGUGGCGGAAUCAUACCCGAUGAACGGUGGAGACGGCACAUAUAGCUACAACAAGAACUCUCACUUUCAGAGAGUGGCAACGAACGUCGCCCGGGCGACAAUUAACGAGGCAAUCGCAGAGAGGCUCGACGUGAAGCGAUUUUCUCCUGCUCUGACCACAUUCCGAAUCGCGGAUUUAGGCUGUUCGGUUGGGCCGAACACCUUCAUUGCAGUCCAAAACAUCCUAGAAGCGGUCCGGCACAAGUACGAAUCACAAGGCCUCUCCUCCCAACUGCCUGAUUUCCAAGUCCUGUUCAACGACCAUGCGGCCAAUGAUUUCAACACCCUCUUCGCUUCCCUGCCAUCCGACCGGCCGUACUACGCGGCUGGCGUGCCGGGAUCCUUCCACGGGCGACUGUUCCCCAAGGCGUCCCUCCAUAUUGCGCACUCAUCUUAUGCGCUUCAUUGGCUUUCCAAGAUGCCUAAAGAAUUGGUUGAUCCAAAUUCCCCUGCAUUUAACAAGGGGAGAGUUCACUACACAAGUGCUCCACGCGAAGUGAGCGAUGCUUAUGCUUCUCAGUUUGCAAAGGACAUGGUGACAUUUCUGAGCGCUAGAGGCGAGGAAAUUGUGAGUGGAGGCAUCAUGGUUCUGGUCAUGUCCGGGAUCGCUAAUGGCAUUCCUCAUUCACGUGUGCCGUCGGGCGUUAUGUUCGAUCUUUUGGGGUUCAGCUUGAUGGAUAUGGCAAAGGAGGGUAUAAUAAGUGAGGCUCAGGUGGAUACAUUCAAUUUGCCGGUAUAUGCUACCUCUCCUGACGAGAUGACGGCACUGGUAGGGAGCAAUGGGUGUUUUAGCAUAGAGAGGAUGGAUUUAGCAGCUCCUAAAUCGAAGCUCGAUGACUCGGUUGGAGGGCAUGCGUGCAUGCUGCACUUAAGAGCCGGAAUGGAGGGCAUCAUCAGCAAACAUUUUGGAAGCGAGAUUAUCGACGACCUGUUUGAUCGUUUUCUCAGGAAAACUGAGGAAUUUUCCGACCAUUUAAACUCUGCAUUUCUUCAAGGAAGCCAACUGGUAGCGAUACUGAAGCGCAUAUAAUGCGCGCCUGAGAGCGAGUUCCGCAUUUCUUUUUCUAAAUAAAGUUCCGGAUAUGUACUUUU
Molecule: messenger RNA, 1364 nt
Organism: Syzygium oleosum
Lineage: Eukaryota; Viridiplantae; Streptophyta; Magnoliopsida; Myrtales; Myrtaceae
Product: loganic acid O-methyltransferase-like
Exons: 3
Coding region: 193-1302 (369 amino acids)
Biological process (GO): methylation
Molecular function (GO): S-adenosylmethionine-dependent methyltransferase activity
Source: RefSeq, a predicted model, not a curated record